AUGGCGCUGUGCAGGUGGUGCGACACCGAGGCGCCCACGGGCGGCUCCCACCUCGCGGCGUGCGUCGGGGCCGCCCGCGCUGCCCAGAGCGCAUCCGCAGGCAUCCCGUGGGAGGUGGAGGUUCUCAGUGUGCGGGUGCCGGCCGUUCCCGCGGCCCCCGUGCUCGAGUGCCCCUGGCCCGGGCAGGUCGAGCUCCGCGGGGCGGCGCCCCAGGUGGAGGCCAGCGCCCGGGCGUGCAAGUUCGAGGCGGCGGGCAUGCGCUGGGUGCCGAGCAGCGGCUCCCAGACGCGGGUGGCGGUGAGGACCACCAGCGUGGGGAAGACCACGUUCGUGCUCGACGACAAGGAGUUGCCGCUGUCCGACGUGCGGACGGUGGCGCCGUUGUCCGCGGUGUUCGUCACCAUGGAGGUCCGGGAGAUAGGGCACAUCGGCCUGCAGUUUGACUCCGAGUCCAGCGCGAAGGGCGUUGUCGACGAGCUGACGAAGAGAAAGCAGAACUACGAGCGCUUCGAGCAGUACGACCAGAACAGCGUGCAGAGCUACUUCCAAUAUUACGCAAAACUCAGCAACCAGCAGAACAUGCUACAGGACAGCGUUCGCACGAGCAUCUACCAGAGAGCCAUCGUAGAGAACCCAGACGACUUCAAAGGCAAGGUCGCGAUGGACAUCGGUGCCGGCAGUGGCAUUCUCUCGUUCUUCGCGUGCCAGGCUGGAGCCUCGACCGUUUACGCCGUCGAGGCAUCUUCGAUGGGCGAGGUGGUUCGGCUGCUGGCGGAUGCGAACGCCAGCGUUUUUCCGGGCUCCAUUGUCGAGGUUCUCAACAAGUUUCUCGAGACUAUCGCGGACUCCGAGAUCCAGGGUAAAGUAGACGUGCUCGUGUCUGAGCCCAUCGGCACGUUCCUUUUUAACGAGAGGAUGAUCGAGACGUACCUCUGCGCGCGCGACCGCUUCCUCAAGCCGGGAGGCAAAAUGUUCCCGAAUGUUGGGAAUUUGAGUAUCGCUCCGUUUUCCGAUGCUAUGUUGCACCACGAGACGCAGAAAAAAAACGAGUUUUGGAAGAACGAUAACUUCUAUGGCCUGAACCUGAAUGCCGCCGUGAAUCGAUGUACCGACGAGCAUUUUCGUCAGCCCGUCGUCGAUUACAUCAAUCCGGAUUGCCUUGUGGCAAAAUACCAGACUACAAGGUUUGAUUUCAUGACCAUCAGUAUCGAGUCGUUGCAGAAGUUCGAGAUGCCCUUCGAUUUUGAGAUUAACCAGCCAUGCUUGGUCCAUGGCAUGGCUGGCUGGUUCGACGCGGUCUUCGAGGGCUCCAACGCCACUGUGGUGCUCGACACCGCUCCGUGGUGUCCAGGAACCCACUGGUACCAAAUCCGCUUCCCUCUUGGGACUCCUCUCGCGGUCAACGCAGGCCAACACAUCGUGGGCACCUUAGUAAUGGAGGCCAACAACCUGCAGUCGUAUUACGUGAAGCUCCGCAUGCAGAUCAAGGGGACCGACAUUGUUGUCGAGGCCCCCUGCAUAGACCUGAAGGACCCCGAGUACCGAUUCUACACCUCCGCGAGCGCCUACUGCCCGCCGGGGACCCAGGGAGUAUUUGGGCAGCAGGCCCCGCCAGCGGGGAACGCUGGCGCCCAGCAGGCCUACCAGCAGGCGCACUACGCCCAGUCGCAGCAGGUGCCGCCGAGCGGCGGUGCGCUGCAGGGCGCGCCCGCCGCCAGCAGCUGGCAGUGCCAGGCCGAGUUUGGCGCCGCCCAGGAGGGGCCGCCGCAGUGCUGGGGCGAGCAGCCGUCCGCGGGCGGCGUCGCCGCGCAGGGCAGCAGCACGAGGGCGCGCAAGGGCGACUCUGGCGCGGCCUGUGGCUCGCCGGCGACGGGACCCAGGAAGGCGGCGCGGCAGCACGCGACGGUCUCGCCGGGCCACUGCCAGCUGCCCUCCGCCGGACUGGCGUGA
This is a messenger RNA of Prorocentrum cordatum, 1950 nucleotides long. Lineage: Eukaryota; Dinophyceae; Prorocentrales; Prorocentraceae. The record is from the annotation of a GenBank genome assembly.